AUGGAUAACUUCAUCGCCGUGCUCAAGGACGGCGUCGUGCUGUGCAAGCUUGCCAAUGCUCUUGAACCGAGUGCAAUUCGGAAGAUCAACCAGACAACGAUGGCAUUCAAGCAGAUGGAAAACAUCAAUAACUUUCUCACGUUUGCCGAAGCGAAGGUCGGUGUGCCCAAGAACGAGCUGUUUAUGACCGUUGACCUGUACGAAGCACAGGACCCGAACUCCGUGGUCAUUUGUCUGUCGUCUGUUGCUCGAAAGGCUGAUAAAUUCAAUAAGCCGACACUGGGGCCAAAAGAAGCUCAAGGGGAAAAGAAAGAAUGGACUGAAGAGCAGCUAAAAGCAGGACAGAACGUGAUCGGCCUGCAGUAUGGAAGCAACAAAGGCGCGACGCAAAGCGGAAUGAAUAUCGGCAACCCGCGCCAUAUUAUUUUGAAUCACUGA
Molecule: messenger RNA, 438 nt
Organism: Soboliphyme baturini
Lineage: Eukaryota; Metazoa; Nematoda; Enoplea; Dioctophymatida; Soboliphymatidae
Source: the annotation of a GenBank genome assembly